UCACCAGGCAUCAGGUCAUUUGGCUCGACAGCGGGCACCGCGUCAUCUGGCAAGGCAGUGGGCUCCGAGUCAACAGGCACGACAGUGAGCACCGGGUCAUCAGGUACCCGGAUUGUCUGGCUCGACAGCGGGCAUCGGGUCACCAGGUAUGACAGCGGGCACUGGGUCACCAGGCAUCAGGUCAUUUGGCUCGACAGCGGGCACCGGAUCAGGUACCGAAUCAUCUGGAUCAACAGCGGGCAUCGAGUCAACUGGCCUAAUAGGAUCGUCAGGCUGGAUCAGUUCAUCAUGCUGGAGGCAUCAGGCCGAGUAGAGGCAUCAGGCCGAGUAGAGGCUUCAGGCCGAGUAGAGGCAUCAGGCCGAGUAGAGGCUUCAGGCCGAGUAGAGGCAUCAGGCCGAGUAGAGGCUUCAGGCCGAGUAGAGGCAUCAGGCCGAGUAGAGGCAUCAGGCCGAGUAGAGGCUUCAGGCCGAGUAGAGGCAUCAGGCCGAGUAGAGGCUUCAGGCCGAGUAGAGGCAUCAGGCCGAGUAGAGGCA
Molecule: messenger RNA, 534 nt
Organism: Staurois parvus
Lineage: Eukaryota; Metazoa; Chordata; Amphibia; Anura; Ranidae
Source: the annotation of a GenBank genome assembly